Halichondria panicea is the source of this 1248-nucleotide messenger RNA. RefSeq names its product NIF3-like protein 1. The record is from RefSeq and is a predicted model, not a curated record. Gene Ontology annotation, cellular component: mitochondrion; cytoplasm. Lineage: Eukaryota; Metazoa; Porifera; Demospongiae; Suberitida; Halichondriidae. The transcript is spliced from 5 exons. The coding region runs from base 96 to 1181 and encodes 361 amino acids.
GUCAAAGUUCAAUGUUGAUGGGCAUUUAUAGGAAAAUAGUGUAGAAUAAUUAUUCACAAGCUACAAAACAAGAUCACAGAUUGACAGGUUAAUUGAUGUUUCACUCGACACUACGUGUUCCCCUGAGAUCUCUGCUACAACAGUUUAUCAACCGCCACCGUUCCUACCACCCGAGCCAAGCCAAACAAAUCCCUAUGGAGCUCUGUGGUGUAGUACAAGCCUUGGAGAAGAUAGCACCCACCAAACUAGCAGAGGAAUGGGACAACGUUGGUUUACUACUAGAGCCAAAACCGUCUGAACUAAUACGAGGAGUGUUCAUCACCAACGACCUCACAGAGCCUGUACUGAGUGAGGCACUCUCCCUGAAUAAUAUUGGACUAAUUUUGUCCUAUCAUCCUCCCAUUUUCCAGUCAUUCAAGAAGCUCACACAAGGCUCUGCUAAGGAGAGGAUAUUAUUGAAAUGUGCACAGUCAGGUAUUGCAGUGUAUUCCCCUCACACGGCUCUGGAUAGUAUGGAGGGUGGGAUUAACGACUGGUUACUGGCUGGUGUUGGGGAGGGUGUAGUGUCCUCCAUUGGAGCUAGGAAAAUGGGAUCUAGAGCUGGCAAUGUGGUGAACUGUGAGGGGGUGGAACAAGGUCACUUGGAGGAACUCUGUAAAUCAUAUCCACUUGUGGAGCUCAGGAGUGAGGGGGAGAUCUGUUGCAGUGAUAGUGACCUGGUAAAUAUUCUCCCCUUGUUAAAGAAACUGUCUCCUUCCAACAUCUUGGUCAACUCUUCUACCAAAGUUGAAGUAGUGCCUUCAGGAGGACGUUUGGUACAACUGUCUCAGUCUCUCUCUGUUGCUCAAGUCAUCGACAAAGUGAAGACCUACCUCCAUCUCCCUCACCUCCGAGUCGCCAUGCCAACCAUUGAUCGUCCAAUCAACAGCGUGGCCACAUGUGCUGGCUCAGGUGGUUCUGUACUGCAAGGUGUUCAAGCCGACCUCUACCUGACUGGAGAAAUGUCCCAUCAUCAAGUACUGGAGGCUACUGCUCAAGGCACAGCCGUGGUUCUGUGUGAGCAUAGCAACACUGAGAGGGGAUAUCUCAAAGAGGUUUACAGGAGGAGAGUGGCAGAGAGUCUGCCUGGAGUGGAGGUGGUGUGCUCAGAGACUGAUAUGGACCCGUUAAAAAUUGUCUGAACAUUAAUUUUAUGUGUCACACUGUGUUUGUGCAUUGACAAAGGAGAUAAAAGUGUGUAAACUCAAA